CCAUCAUCCGCUUUCUUUCUUUAGAUAGAAGAGUCGAGAAACCGCCCCCGGUUAGAGAUCGUGCUUUGCUUGCCCUUGCCCCCGUCCUCCCCCGCGUCUCCUCAUCAUCCUCCCCGCCGCCGCCGCCACCACCGCCACCACCGCCGCCACCACCGCCACCACCGCCGCCGACUUCUCCAUCAAUAUCCUGCCCCGUCCCCCACCCCCCCCACGACACACGCACCAACAGAUCAGCCGUCGAAACUUCAGUCAUGACUCCGCCCUCGCCUUCCCUUUUCCUCCUGGAUCCCUUCGUGGGCACGUAUCUCCCCGGCGGCGAAACAGCCGACAACAAGAAGACUUUGCUGUCCUCUGGAGCCAAGAGGGCGUUCGGGUUCCCUGCGGACCUCGAUUGCGAUGCGCUCAUGCGGGGCCUGGCGCUAGAAGCAGACCUUGCUGGUGCGCCAGAUCUGUCCCGCCUGACCCUCCGAGGCGUCCGCCCGUUCUCCACUUGUAUCCAUGCCGUCGACAAGAACCUGAUUAUCAUGACAACUUCCUUUCCUAAAGUUUACCCCGGGGGUAUCUAUCUCAUCUACAACGCAAUUGACAGAUCGCUCCUCAUGAUCCCGUCUGCGCCCAGCACACCCCCUUCCGUCCUUACGUCCCGUGUUCUUGUUGCGCGCCGCCGGGACGACGACAUCAGCUCCUACGCCCUGGUCUUUCCCGGGACCGUCCACGGCAUAGGCUGUCCUGGACGGCAGCCUGUUCUCUUCGUGUCGGGGUCCUCAUCCAAGUCUCAGUGGGAGAUUGCGAAGUUCACUAAUUUCCCCGACCAUCUGCUCGCUGAGAAAAGCGACUUCCUUGCUGAAGAUGUGUUUUUCCACCGUGGCCGUGGUUACUGGGUGGAUCUCUUGCUUGGUGGCAUGUACUGUGACUGCGUUGAUCUUCUCUCCGGCCAGCGUUCCGUGGACGUCCGCUCCCUAGGCCUGCCUGUGGGGUGCGAGAGUUACCUCGGCUGCAGAGACUACAUACCAGAGGCGAGGGCCUUUCGAGCCGUGGGCUGUGUUGGGGACUCCAUCAAGUUUGUCUCCAUCACUGGCUUCCUUGAGCGUGUGGAUCUUGUGGAUGACCGCAUGGUGAGGGUCUGGAAACUCAAGGAAGAUAUGAGUUGGGAUUUAGACUACGAGCUCAAGUUUCGGAGCCUGCGCGAAGAUGGGGCUUUCAAAGGGAACCACCUGCCGACCUCCAUGGCACCCAUGUACCCCUUCCUCAGCAUGCAGGAAGACCGUGUCAUCUACUUUGCACUGGGUGAGUACAUGUACCAGGACCCGCAGUUCUGCUUUCCAUCCACGCCGAGCUUCUGGGUCCGUGUUGAUAUGAGUAUCAAGACUUUUAACUGCACGCCUAUCUCUCUCACGGACGCCAGCAUUGGUUGUCUUCUUGCUAUGUCCGGCAAUGCUGAGGGCGAUCUUGCUUGGACUUCCCAGCCAAGCCAACUUCUGAAGCCAUGUCCUGUUAGUUAGGUGAUUUUACAACAAUACAUCCAGUUCUUUUAAGUUUUAAAUCGGUUUGUUUGGCAUGGAGGGGCGAUAUGGAAGCACCAGACCAAGUAUCAGGAAUCAUGAAGUUUGAUUAUCUUUCUAUUUUGCCUAUUUAUAUCAACAAGAUGUUUCUCUGGCUCAAGUCAGUCCCCGAGUGAGAUACUAUUGUGUUUGACUGCAACCUGCCCAUGAGAUUACUGUUGAGAUCCUUAUUCUCGUGCUUGCGUUACUAUGUACUACUCCAUUCACUUUUGUAAGACCGUUUAAACAUUUAUAAGACAACACCCAAA
This is a messenger RNA of Triticum urartu, 1810 nucleotides long. The record is from RefSeq and is a predicted model, not a curated record. NCBI's taxonomy places the organism in Eukaryota, Viridiplantae, Streptophyta, Magnoliopsida, Poales, Poaceae.